This is a messenger RNA of Coffea arabica (coffee), 1191 nucleotides long. RefSeq lists its product as uncharacterized. The record is from RefSeq and is a predicted model, not a curated record. Lineage: Eukaryota; Viridiplantae; Streptophyta; Magnoliopsida; Gentianales; Rubiaceae.
AUGCCGGAGCUUGUAUCAGUGGACCAGAAUGCAGAUUUGCUAAGAGAGGUAACAAUGGAAGAGAUAAAAGGGGUUGUUUUCUGCCUUAGUAAGGACAGUGCCCCGGGUGCGGAUGGUUACACUGGCAUUUUCUUCCAACAUUGCUGGGAUACUGUGGCCCCUGAUGUCUUGGCAGCAGUUAAAGACUUUUUGGCUAGAACCUCGAUCCCGAAGGACAUUGCUAGUACGCUGAUUGUUUUGAUUCCAAAGAAGCCAAAUCCAGCUACAUUUGUGGAUUUUCGACCCAUUAGCCUGUACACUUUUGUUAACAAAAUUUUUACGAAAGUGUUAGCUAAUAGAUUGCACGCUGUCCUCCCGAGCAUUAUAUUUUCGGAGCAAUCUGCAUUUUGUCCAGACUGCGAUAUAGCCGAAAAUGUCCUCCUGACCCAGGAAAUGACAUUCAAUUGCAUUUUCAAAUUGGACAUGAUGAAGGUCUUUGACAGAGCAUCACACGGGAUUAAGCAAGGCAAUCCCCUGUCCCCUAUUCUAUUCAUCCUUCCAUCUGAGGCCCUUAGUAGGGGUUUAAGUGCGCAGGGUGGUCACUUGAUCCUAAUUAAGCCUGUCAUCUCAGCCAUACCUUUGCACGUGUUGGCGGUCAUGGAUCCCCCCAAGAGGGUGAUCAAAUGCCUCGAACGACUCAUGGUAAAUUUCUUUUGGGGACAAUCGGAGCUAGGUCCUAAGCAUCAUUGGUGCUCUUGGAAGAAUUUAUGUUAUCCAGUGAACGAGGACGGCCUUGGGGUGCAAUCUUUUGAGGACAUACAGGGGGCGUUCAGCUGUAAAUUGUGGUGGCGAUUUUGCAAUUCAACUUCCUUGUGGGCCAAUUAUAUGAGGUCUAGAUAUAGUGUAAACAAUGGUGCCCUACCUACGGCUUCCAGAGUUUGGAGACGAAUGCUGGUUGUUCGUGACACAGUGGACCACUUCAUGCAGGUUAUAGAUUUAGACGACCGGAUUCAGCGGGCCUGGAUCCUUACACCCUCCGGAGAUUUUACCAUCUCCUCCGCAUGGGAUGCACUGCGGCCUAAACGUGCAUGCCUAGGGUCAAGGAAGUGUGUCUGGAGCUGUCGAAUCCCAUGCAAAAUAGCCAUUUUUAUGUGGAAGCUGCUUAAACACUACCUGCCUUUUCCUAAGGCUUUACACAGGUUCGGUUUCUAG